Messenger RNA from Corticium candelabrum, 1631 nucleotides. RefSeq lists its product as uncharacterized. Gene Ontology annotation, biological process: transmembrane transport. Gene Ontology annotation, molecular function: transmembrane transporter activity. The record is from RefSeq and is a predicted model, not a curated record. Lineage: Eukaryota; Metazoa; Porifera; Homoscleromorpha; Homosclerophorida; Plakinidae. The coding region runs from base 31 to 1560 and encodes 509 amino acids. The transcript is spliced from 18 exons.
GCCACAGUACGUGUGUACUCUACGAAUCAGAUGAACGAAGGCGACGAGAAUGGACUACGAGUGGAACAACUGGCUUUGCUCCGCAGCGAUCGGCUUGUAGAAACAGUUGCUGGUAGUUUCAUGGAUGACGACACAGAUAGGGAAAUAUUUGGUGAUUCAGAAGACAUACUUGAUGAUGGUUCGACCGCCCAUGGCCAGGAUCGACGCAGCAAGUUGAGAUUAUGCCUUAUGGCUUCAUUUGCCUUUGGUUUCUCAUUCUAUGUCUAUUUGUCAACUGUGGGAGUCCUUCCAUCGCAAGUGCUCGUUCUUGUUGGUAGUAAGGACAAGGGGAAAUUUUUGGCAGCUGUUGUUGGAGCAGCAGGAGUUAUUACAUUUCUUGUCAGUCCUCUUGUUGGGACGCUAAGUGAUCGGCUGCAGACUCGCUUUGGUAAGAGGAGUCCAAUUAUUUUGAUCUGCAGCAUCAUUUUGUGCAUUCUAAUGUUUGGCUUAGCAUGGGCUGCUCCAACUCUUCCAGGCUGUCAAACAGAUUCUUGUUAUUCUGUGAAUACGUCAAAACCCAUUUGUUCUCAUGAUAAUGAUUCGGUGUGUUCAACGGCUGAUACUGAAAACAUAACUCUUUAUGGUGUGUACUUUAUUGUAUAUGCAGCGGUGGCUGGGUUGUAUGCUGCUAUCGGUACAGCCUGGAAUGGAUUGAUUGCAGAUGUGUGUCCAGAUGACACACGGGGAUUUGUCUCUGGUAUGGUCGGCUUAUUUGUUCUUUUUGGAAAUGCUGCUGGAGCACUGUGGAAUGUGUUUUAUAGAACUAUAGGAGUGUGGGCUACAUAUGCAUCUGUGUCUGUGACUUUCUUUGUCACGGUGCUGAUUUGUUUGUUUGGAGCAAAAGAAGAGUCUAGUAUAGGAAGAGUCAACAGGCAACCGCUUAAUUUUAAGGCUGGAAUCAAGCAAUACUGGAAACCACUCAAAAAUUGGGACUUCUUUUGGGUGUUCAUGACACGUUUUCUUAUGCAAAUGGGACUAUACACAAUCAUUGGGUAUCUCUACUAUUUUAUGGUUGAUGUCGUGAACCUCCCAAAAUGCAUGUCACCAGAAAGAGCAACGGGACUUAUAAUGCUGCCACUUCUGAUGGCGGGUGGUGUUGUCGGAAUAAUUGCUGGUAAUUGGUCUGAUCGUUUACAACGUCGUAAGCCUUUUGUUGCAUCAGCAGGUAUUGUUAUGGCAAUCGGUUGUGCAGGAUUCUUCACUUGGGUGAGAGACUUCUAUCCAGGAAUUGUGUUGGCAACGUUCAUUGGCAUUGGGUAUGGACUGUAUGUUACAGUGGAUUAUGCAUUGCUGUUGGAUGUGCUACCAGACAAAAUGAGCAAAGGGAAUGACAUUGCUGUCUGGCAUCAGUCUCUUGUGUUGCCUCAAUUCUUGGCUGUUCCUAUUGCUGGUGUUGUUGUUGACCAUCUACAAAAAGUCGGCUGCAAACAUGCUCUUGGUUAUGUUGUGUUAUUUGUUAUCACUGGAUUUUAUUUUCUAUUGAGUGGAGUAUUUAUUCUUUUUGUGAGAAAAGUCAGAUAGUUAUAUGGCUCAGAUGUUGCUGGGUAAUAAAACAAUGUUUAUUGGUAAUAAAAUGUGGUAAAUGACAAACU